Molecule: messenger RNA, 987 nt
Organism: Mercurialis annua (annual mercury)
Lineage: Eukaryota; Viridiplantae; Streptophyta; Magnoliopsida; Malpighiales; Euphorbiaceae
Exons: 6
Coding region: 1-708 (235 amino acids)
Source: RefSeq, a predicted model, not a curated record
AUGGCCAACUUCCUCUCUUAUGCAUCCGUUACCCCCAGGCUGAAUUCCCAUAACCAAACCAUAAUUUUCUCUUCAAAUUACCAUAGAAAAAUUAACAGAGUUCGUUGCAACGGAGGGAAUCCAAAAUCAAACAAAUCAUCCGAGCCUGAGAAUGCCCUACUGAAAGUAGCUUGGUACAGCUCUGAGCUUCUGGGGAUUGCUGCAUCAUUUUUCCGGUCACCAUCCUCAGUCACUACUGAACCUUCCCAAACGGACAUCGAACUUUCCGUUGAUGAGUCAGCAACCAUUGAUCGUGCCACCCUGGUGGAAACCAUCAAAGAGGAUUUCGAGAGAUCAUACUUCGUCACAGGAAAUCUCACACUCAGUGCAUAUGAAGAGGAUUGUGAAUUUGCUGAUCCAGCUGGUUCCUUUAAAGGACUUGGACGUUUCAAAAGGAACUGUACAAAUUUCGGGUUACUUCUCGAAAAAUCAAAUAUGAAGCUUAUGAAAUGGGAAGAUUGUGAGGAUAAGGGAAUUGGACACUGGAGAUUUAGCUGCAUCAUGUCAUUUCCAUGGAAGCCCAUUCUUUCUGCUACUGGAUAUACAGAAUACUAUUUUGACGAACAGUCGGGAAGAGUAUGCAGGCAUGUGGAACAUUGGAAUGUACCUAAAAUGACACUUCUCAAACAGAUCCUGAAACCCAGCCGUCGCAGAAAGACAGCCUCUUGAAUAUAAGGAGAUCCCCGAUUUGUUGUCCUUCCUCUGUGGAAGGUUUGCUGUCUCUUUUUUAUGAAGGAGUUAUCAAGUGGUGGUUGAACCAGAUGAUGUGAGUUUGCGUGUGAUGGGUGAUGGAUGAAGUUUGAUCGAAGAUUGAUUGAAAACUGCACUUAAUUAGCGAAACAGUUGAUAAUUAAUUUUUGUUUUCGCAAGUAAGAUUUGCGAAUCAGACAACAUGUUGUCUGUUCCAUGUCAGGUCGUCGGGUUUCGUUUUCGAAUUAUCCCGAAUUU